GCUGUAUCACCGCCUGACCACAAAUGGGCCUCACGGCGGUGGCAACACAACUAGGGUGCUAUGACCAACAGAAUUUCAACCAUGACUUGAACUUCGACAAAUGGGCGGUAUAUCCUUACCGGUGAGGGUUUAGCAGCUGGACGAGCUUCCCAUUGGAUGCCAGUUCCAAUAGACCAGCAAACUAAUGCAAGGCUGAGACACAUUCUUUGCCCGGGCACAGCGAACACGCUACAAGGAUUAGUGCUGGUGCUUCGACAUGUCAGAACCUACAGCUAACAGGAAAAUAAAGGGGCAAUAAGGGGAGUUCCACCAAAAAUUUGCUAGCGGAGAGUAUCAAAGGGCUCCGGACUGUCCAACAGCACGAGGCGAUUGCUUCUUCCCAUAUCAGCUCGCUGUCUAUUUGCAAUAAUAAUACUCCAUCACAAGCCAUAGUUCUACGAUCAGAAAGCACAAUACCUGGGUACCAAAUGUCUCAACUUCCACCAUCACCAUGGUUCUACAGUGGAGGAGCUGCUUCAACUUCAGGCAAUCCAAGCGGCUCCGUACCACUGGUCGAUGGCUAUAUUUUGAUGAAUGACGAUAUCCGAGACUCAAGAAACACCACGCCCCACACAUUUCCAUGGAAAAUGCCGUUACAGCAACCUCAGAAUACCGUACCUAUUUCCCAAGAGUCGCUAGAUCCCCACGUCGCCUUUCUGGGUACUCUGGAGAAUUCGUCAAGAUAUGGGCAACCUUCUGCAACCGAACAAUAUCAGAAUUUGAAUACCAGUCGGCAGAGGAAAACGCAAGGCGUUCUAUGGGAGAACUAUAAGGAGACAAUGAAACAGUUCUACAUGGAUCAAGGCCAUACCCUGCCGGAACUGAUAGAACACAUGGAAGCGGUGGGAUUCAAAGCAACAGCGAGACAGUAUAAAGAGCAGUUCAAGAAGUGGAAAUGGGUUAAGAACCUCACAAAAGAUAAGACGGUUUUCAUGCGGGCCAAGGCAACUGAAAGAAAGAGGCAGAACCCACCAAAAGAUACCGUAUUUCACUGGCAAGGCAAAAGUUGGACGACAGACCAAGUUUUGAGAGAUAGAAACGUAAGCAAUGAUAUUACGUUAGGACAACCAACUCCUCACGAUGUUUCCUACGAGACACCCUGCCAGCCAAAUAUUGCUGGCAAUUCGGCCCAGACGACAAGGUACACUAACUCAUCCACCGAGAGAGCCUCCAGAGAUGUGCCUGCGAUCCGACUGAGAUGGAACGGAUACAAAGCUACCGAUAUAGAAGAUCUGCUCCACCAGGCUUUGAACUUGGAGCAAGAGAAGGAUUGGGUUGGAGCAGAAGAGAAAUUUAUGCAUGCCCUUGAUGCUUGUUAUCAUCUCUAUCCUCCAGCAGAUGACUUGACGGUAAAUACUUCAUAUAAGAUAGCUAUAUUUUAUGGGAAACAGAAUAACAUGGCAAGAGCCGAUCAUAUUCUUGACCAGCUUACCAGCCAAUUCAUCUCUCGAUGGGGCCAAGGACAUGAGGCUACUGUCAAGCAUUAUUUAGUGGUCGCACAUCUUCUAGAAGCAUGGGACCGACACGACGAUUUUAUCAACGUCAUCAAACAACUAACAGAUGGUUCUAAUGCGCCAUUGGUGAACCGUGGAAGCAAUGGAGAGGAACACCAGACCUUUAUCGACGUCGAUAUUCCGACAGUUUUGAAUUCUACCAGGUUGCCGAAUAUGGCGGAAGACGGGGUUGUCCUCUCGCCCCUGCAACUUCUGCUGGCAUUAGAAAAGGGCCAUUCUCGGAUUCUCGAUGUCGACUCAAGAAGAACCUCAUUGGAGGAGAGGUUCAAAAGACUACUAGAAACAUUAAUGAAGAACCCAGAGCGGUACAUGGUAGAUAUAAUACGCAUUCAAACAGCCUUGGUCAAGAUACAUGGCACAUUAGACCCUGCUCAGAAGGACAUUGCCUUUAGAGAUGCCUGGGAAUCAGCCUUUUUCCUCUGCAAGCUACCUGGCAAAAAAGGACUUGUCUUCUGCAACGCUGCUGUCGAUUUUGUUGCGGAGUAUCUUGAAAUGUGGUAUCAGCAUCAGGCUAUGGUAAUACUAGAAGCGAUUGAGCAAGUUGCUGCGGACGAGACAGAACCCGAAGACCCAGGCCUCAUCUCACUGAUGAUCCGCAUUGGUAAGAUUCUUCAGGCCAAAGCUACAUGGAAAGAGGCUGCUCCACGUUUCGAGCAGGCAUAUGCUGCUAGCAUAACUGCUUUUGGGCAUGAUAGUACUGUGACGAAGAGGCUAGAGUCGAGUCUGGAGGAGCGUCACUAUUCGAGCGAGAUUGAACCGGGCCGAAUUGUGAGGGCAGUUUAUUUAUGAUAUAAUUUUACCCCUGAAUGCUUAGAAUUAGAACUACGCACUAAAUUAUCA
Messenger RNA from Talaromyces proteolyticus, 2393 nucleotides. RefSeq lists its product as uncharacterized. The transcript is spliced from 3 exons. Bases 468 to 2342 code for a protein of 624 amino acids. The record is from RefSeq and is a predicted model, not a curated record. NCBI's taxonomy places the organism in Eukaryota, Fungi, Ascomycota, Eurotiomycetes, Eurotiales, Trichocomaceae.